Molecule: messenger RNA, 324 nt
Organism: Pipra filicauda (Wire-tailed manakin)
Lineage: Eukaryota; Metazoa; Chordata; Aves; Passeriformes; Pipridae
Product: feather keratin Cos1-2-like
Exons: 1
Coding region: 19-324 (101 amino acids)
Cellular component (GO): intermediate filament
Molecular function (GO): structural constituent of cytoskeleton
Source: RefSeq, a predicted model, not a curated record
CCCCUGUGAGCCAGAGACAUGUCGUGCUGCCAGCCCUGCAACCCUUGCUGCCAGCCCUGCGGCCCGACCCCGCUGGCCAACAGCUGCAAUGAGUGCUGUGUCAGGCAGUGCCAGAGCUCCACUGUUGCCAUCCAACCCUCUGCUGUGGUGGUGACCCUGCCCGGGCCCAUCCUCAGCUCCUUCCCACAGAACACCGUGGUGGGAUCCUCCACCUCCGCUGCCGUUGGCAGCAUCCUCAGCUGUGAUGGAGUGCCCAUCAACUCCGGGGGCUUUGACCUCUCCUGCAUCACCAGCUGCUACCGUGGCAGAUGUCCCCCCUGCUAA